Molecule: messenger RNA, 1452 nt
Organism: Annulohypoxylon maeteangense
Lineage: Eukaryota; Fungi; Ascomycota; Sordariomycetes; Xylariales; Hypoxylaceae
Exons: 1
Coding region: 686-934 (82 amino acids)
Source: RefSeq, a predicted model, not a curated record
CUAUUAUUCGAUGGUACCCAAAUUCUCCUAUUUUCUUCGCGAUCUGAACAAAUCCCACUUUACCCCACGAUGGGUUCGUAUGUACGUUCGCUCGCUCAUCUUGUCAUCCCAAGUCUUACGAGCUUAUCUCACUGACACCUUUCAUCCAUGGAAAAUAAGAAUGUGACCGUUUUCUCCCCUCCAACACUUGUGUGUAUUACCUAGUAUUUUGCGGACUUUCGCUUACCAAGGCCGUGAAAUAGGUCAGAACAGGUAAACGCUUACGCCUACCUCGCGCCUGAUUGCCUUGAUUCGAGUAUAUCACAUUGGCACAUCUUCCUUAUACGGCAACCCGCCCGUCGGUUGUCUGACCUCCCUUUAUUUUCCGCCUCCGAAAGCUCGAGAAGGUUGGUAUGUAAUAAGCCUCUAAUGUGGAUGUAUCCGCCGUCUGUACGAUGUAUGAGGUACGCGUGGGCAGUUAAGAAGCGCGGCGAAGGGGUCGCGCAUUAGGGCUGAGGUCAUGUGUGUCCGAUCAUGAAACGCCUCCACGAUUUGGAUCGGCCAUCCAAUAUCGAUCUUGCAGAUAAUUAUCACCUUCUCCUUCGCGCGCGUGUGCAGUACCGUCCAUUACCUUGGUAACUUUGCUAAUCUACUUGCUUAAUACCUAGUCGCGAGUGAGAAAUAAGAAAAAAACUGCCGCCCUUACAUGCCGGCUUCGGAUCUUACAUACCGGCCCUUGCUUCUCAUCAUUUAUGCGUGGCCGUCAGCGUGGGCGCCGAUAGGAAAGAAAAAAGAAAAAAAAAUAUUAAGUCGCAGAAUCCUUUCGCGCGUAGCGAACCACCAUACAUACAUACAUAUUUUGCCCUACCCACGGCGCCUUUCGGAAAAUACGGAACCAGCUCGCUGGGUAGAGGCGCGAGCGCUGAUUGCGUCGGUACCAACCGACUUCAGCUAGAUUGUCGGUCCCGGAUAUCUCCUCGGAGAUGUCAAGUUACCCAACGCAGUGUUUGCUAUCCCAGAUUUAGGAUGAAGAUAAGUAUAUAUCAGGUUUCACCCUUUACCCAAAACCAUAUCGUCGGAAUCCUUCCCUUGUCAUUCUGAAGAAAGAAUGAUUCCUACAGCGUACAUACAGUACCUAGUACCGAUAUCCCAAUCCCCCCCCUCGUAAGCGUAGCUAGCCCGGAACCAGUAAAGCCGCCCACCCAUAUUCGUUUACCAUGCACGUAUGUAGUUAGGUAACCUUCAUCCCAUCCCUUGCUAGGGUUUAGAUAGGGCGCAGAUGCGACAUAGCUGGAAAAGGCAAAAUUAAGCUGGCAGGCUGGUGGGAUAGCUAGUGGGAUGGUGAAUCGCUGAUAAACUACCUACAUACAUACUACAUACCUAGUAGACCAAGACUGCGAAUAGAGAAUGGGGGAGCUGCAAGUUACAUGAUACAUUAUAGUCUAUUGGAUGUCAGCUGCAUUUUAGAAGCCU